CCGAUCUGGCAACACCGUUUUGCCAUUAACACAAAAAUCGCGGCGUCUGUCCAAUGGGAUUUUGAAAUAAAAACAAGCUAACAGCAUAGCGCGAUGAACGCAAACAAACGCAGAAGUUCGUUGCGCAAGGCGCCGACCAAAGAAGAUGAGACGACCACAACAUCCGCGAUCAAACAACAAAUCAAGCGACGCAUCAGUUUCAGUGGCAAAAAAUCCGUCAGGGAAUUUGUCAACACCAAGGAGACCAACAACUGGGACGACUCAUACGAGGUGUCGGAGAACCAUGCUGAGGACAGCUCGGGAUCGAAAUGCGCAGUAGGAUCAGCUUCAGUUGCAAAGGUUCCCGAAUCUGCCGACAAGGAGAACAUUCCCUUGCGCAGCAUUUGUGAGCGGGAGCGUGUCGACCUGUCCGUGAAUCUUCAGAACAGCGUUGAUUUCACGCUGUUGCCUUACGAAAUGAUGGACAAAUCCAGGAAGACCACCUCCUUCGCUGUAUCCUUUUGUGUGUCCUCCGAGGAGCGAAAACUGUUGCAAAGCAGUCUCAGCGACCGCCAUUUGGGGGACAAGACCAUGGAUCUGAUGUCUGGAUCUCUCGUUAACCGCAUUCAAAUCCCGGCUAGCGUUUGUGACGAAUCCUCCUUCAAAUUGCCACCCAAAGAGAGAGAGAAGGGGGCAUACACGCCAGCGGUCAAGGCUGUGAGUGACUCCUUCAUGGACAUCACGCCAUUGGGAUUUACUGAUCCUACUCCAGCCGCUCCUGCUUCUGCUGCUCCCGCUCCGGUUUCCGCUCCAGCUCUUGUUACAACUCUGUAUCCUCCAACUCAGCAAAGUUCAAUGGAGCUGGAAGACGACAGCAUUGUGAGGGAGAUGCGUGAGUUUACCAAAAACCAGACAAAAACACCGGCGCAGAAAUCGCUUUUCAUAGAUAUAGAGGAAACCAAGAAUAAAACACAUGGAGCAACUGGAGGUGUAUUACUCCCAUUAAAUGUUUCCAAUGACCGAGAUCGUUCGCCAUCAAACUCAUUUGAGAGCCUUAACAGCACCAUGAACUUUACGAGAGAUGAGUCCAUGCUGAUACCAUUCGACAUGAUUUCGGGGAAAAACAUAAGCAAAAAAAUCAACUUCCGUCAACUCAACGAAGACCUAGAGGCGGGUAAGAUCCAGAUUUUUCCAAAUGGGCCAAAAACGCCGACAACGGAUCGUAAGGACAAUAAAAAUAGAUUUUGGCGUGGCCUGGAACAGGAAAGAACAGAAGAUAGAAGUCCAAAGAAUGAUAUAAGGAGCAUAGUGCCACGAGGAACGUUAAAUUUCAGUGAGAACAUGACCUUGUCGCCGACGAAAACAAGUCCAGUUCGAAAGGACAACGAGCAACUGAAGGUGGUGGAUGAGAAGCAAAAGUAUCGACUGUCCCAGGCGGAUGAGAUGAUGCUUGACAAUACAAACUUCUUGGCUCAUGCCAGACUGGGCGACGAAACCCAGUCGAGAAAUACGUCAAAGAACUCGACGAGGAGGGAGACUACUUACGAAAACCCGGAAUUGAAUUUGGAAUAUCCUACGAUAAGCCAAGACUUUCAACCGAUUCCGAGUUCCAAGCCUCGUAAGACUGAUUUUAUAGCUGAAGAAAUGCAGAUGAGUCAGAUAGAUUAUUCUGCUAUUCCUGAAUUAAAAACUGUUCCCACACGACGCACCUUGCAUCUCAAUGAAUCCAUGGAUCAUGAAGCUACGAAGUCUACGUACGUGAGGAAGGAGAUUUCGGUUACAACGCAGGAGACUAUCUACGAAAAAUCCAGUAGCAACGAGCAGAACACCAAUCAAAAACACAUCGGUUGGGCCUUCACUAAAACCAAACGCAGGGAGACGCUCUUGAUGCAAGAAAGUAUGGAGGAGGACAUCAUAAGUCCUCUCAAGGAUUUACAUUUAAAGCCCAACGCGGCUCCCCGGGAAACAGGUCAAUCCGAAGUAGACCAUACACUUUAUUUAGCCGAAGCACUGAAAGAAACGUUCUUAAACCAAAGUAAAAUUUUACCUAUUAAAAAUGUUUCCCCUAGAAAUAACGAAUUCAAAGCGAGGAAAACCCUGCUUUUAGAGGAACCCAUGGAAGAGGAAAUGAGUAGUAAAGUCGUUCACAAUUCCAAAAGAAAAACUCUGCACUUAGCGGAACCUCUGAAUGAGGAGGAAUUCAUUUCAGACAAGCACAUACCAAUGAAAGAAUUUGAGCUUAAAAAAAACAAAUCCAAGGGUCGGCAAACUCUUCUGUUAGAAGAGCCUAUGGAAGAGGAAAUAUUUCUUAGUAACAAAAGAAACAAGGCAGGACCUCUGGAAUUCAGUCAACUAAACCAAGGCAAAAGUUUCGCAUCGAAAAAAAAUUCCAAUGCUAGGCAAACUCUCCUGGUCGAAGAACCAAUGGAGGAGGACUCCGAAUGUAACAGUAAAGAUCCACAAAUUUAUAAUAAUGCCAAACCUGGAGAGGACGACAUAAAUAAGAUAACCAAGUCCAGACAAACUCUUCUUAUGUCAGAACCCAUAGAGGAGGAUAUGUGUCUUCCACUGCUAAAGAAUAAGUCAACAGUGACACAAAAAACAAUAGAUAAAUUAUCUGAGCAGCAGCGAACGAAAUCGAGGCACACUCAAUUAUUCUCUGAGCCCAUUGAAGAAGAACAUAUUCAGGAGCACCUGGCAGCAGGAAGGGAAAAUGGUCCAGCUAGACAACAAAGAUUCAAGCCAAGGCAAACGCUCAUCAUGGCAGAACCCAUUGAAGAAGAUGUUGGAGAGCCGGGAGCUAAGUCACUUGCGAAAAUGGUGCACAGCAACACCACAGGUUCGUCAACUUCCAAAGGAAGACACACUCUUCUGAUGUCCGAACCAAUUGAAGAAGAAUUAACUAACGACCCGCUCAACGAAGAGAAAAAAAAGAAUACCAGCACCAAUGGGACCCUAAUGUCGAGACGGACCAUUCUGAUGGCGGAACCGAUAGAAGAAGAGAGUAAUACGUCUGUCGCUGACAAAAUCGGCCAAUCUCAUUAUAAAUCUAACCGUACGGGAUUUUUGAAAGAAUCCUCUGACGAAAUGGUAUUCGAAAACGCUCGCCAGCCAACCAAACCGCGUCAGACUCUGCUGAUGGCAGAGCCUAUACAGGAAGAUGUGUUCAAUCAGUCAAAGGAACAGCCGAAGCCACAUCCUGUUUCUAAAGGUAAGAUCACUCGGGAGCACUCAAGACGCCACACGCUGAUAAAUGCUGAACCCAUUGAAGAGGAUUUGGACUUACGUAAACCGCUGGAAAAUUCUAAGGAGUUAUCUUUAACUGCCAGAAUUAUUCAAUCAUUCGCGGAACCCAUUGAAAAUGCUAUAUUUUCUAUUACUGAUCAAAUAUCUAAACAUCCAUUUCCCGAGUCGGCUCAAACUCUUUCUAAGGCAGAGCGUUUACAAAAAUAUUCGGAACCCGCAAACAACCUCCACCAGAAGCCGAGAAACACCCUUAUCUCGCAUGAUUCUAUUCAGGCGGAUUUGAGAGCCGGAAAGGAAAACCCUUCAGUUGGACCUCUGAGAUCUAGAUGCAGACAGACCCUUACCAUGGCAGAGCCCAUCGAAGAAGAUAUGAGUAUCCACAGUGUGGCCGAGCAAAAUAACCCCAAUGAAUCACAUUUUGAAGCUAUAAAUGUACAACAGUCUGGUGGAUUGAGGAAUAUAUCUGCCAAAACAAGAAAAACCUCGCAUAUACCGGUGCCCAUUGAGGAGGAUUAUGUUCCAUACCCACAGCAUAAUGAAUCUAAAACGGUGAUCAAGGGCAGAACUACGCUGUUUUCGUCUGAGUCCAUGGCAGAUGUAUCCGCUCAACAUACUGGAAAUUCGAAAAUUAAAUCAAUGGGUUCAAAGGUAUCAGCGGAGCCCAUCACGGAGGAUUUGGCCUCCAAAAGGCCCCAGUUGUCACAAACCGUGGAGGUGACUUUACCCAGAGAGAGCCAGGUUCCUGUGGCUCCGUCAUCCAGAAGACAUACAGUACUGUUAUCAGAACCCAUGGAAGAGGAUGAGCGGAGUUUUGGUCAUAACUACCCCCCAAGUGAACGACAAAUUUCUAAAAAAUCAGAAAAACCAAAAGGAAAUAUCAAUUCACCCAACGAGUCUGUGCAAAAGGAAGAGAUGGGCACUUCUCCCAGUGCUAGGACCCAUCAAUCCAUGGCUAUGUCUGAAUCAAUGGACUUCCAAAGUCCGGCAUUCAGGUCGAGGGGUCCGGACUUCAACGCAAUGACUCCGGGAAUGUCGUUGACUGAAUUUAUGGAUCAGGAGGAGAUAUGCAAAACCCCGAUUCACAAGAGAGUGCUCAUGACUUCUCAUCGCAAAAAAUUGUCCAUGUACCAACCAGUUCCAAUAGACCUUGAGGGAGAUGCCUGCGGCUUUGGCACUCCGAAAAAUCCCUGUCAACUAAAGCGCCUACCCACGCAUCUCACGCCAAAUCUUCCAGAGUCCAAGAAGCGACACACGCAUUUGCUUACGAAUCGCAACAUUGAUACCGAAAUGGAGGACGAACAGGAUGGUGCUUGGGGAACGACGAACAUUCAGAUGAAUUCACGGACAAAUAAACUACGCAGGACCUUUACAGUAGAGCAGUUGGAUGCGUCGGUGCAGCCAGUUAGGGGCUAUAAUCCUGUUGUAACUGAAUUGGACAAACAGGGCGGUCUUGAUAUGCUAGUGCUGCCACGAAAAUCAGCAUAUGACAUGGAUCUGGAGGAGAAACCCAUAACUAUCUCCGAUGUGAACAAUUUCUUCCAGGAACAAAAGGAGGAGCAGCGCAAGUCUAGCGAAAGGGAGAGCGGCAGCUCCAACGAUAGAACCUUCAAGAGCUACGCCGCAACGAACUCAAAAUUCAUCAAUCUGACCGGGAACACCACAAUAUUUGCAGCCGCAGGAGUUUUGGGUGGGGAAGUUAAAGAGCAGCCCCACCAGUUAGACAACGAGCAGCUAAGUCUGGUUUCCACGCUGGCGGAGGAAACAGACGAUGAUGACGAGGAGGACGAGGAGCAAGAACAAGACAAGCAUCACUUAAAAUCUGAAAUCUGCGAAGGUCAGCUUAAUCCAAUGGUAAAAGCUGGCAGCGAAGGCUGCUGCAGAAAGUGUGCGAAUUGCAAUCAAACUUUAAGCGAGACGAGGCUUAGUAGCGAUUCAUUUAUCCUGCCACCCCAGAAAUUGUGGGACUUUUCAAGGCAACAGCAACGGCUGCGCAACAUAAGACAGAAACCGUCUUGGAAGGAUGUAAACCGUUACUGGGAGAUCGAGGAGGAGGCUCGGCUGUCCAGGAACCAGGACUCUGACGAUUCAAUGGAGCAGACCAGGGUGGAGGAGGAGCCAACCAAGUGGAACAAAGCGGCGCUUCUAGAAAUGUGCAAGAUACAAACUGGUCAACAUAAGGCCAUAGCCAAACCCCCGGAAUCUUUCUUUACACGACUCAAACGUUUGCUGGUCGAACAGCAGCCCAACUGGAUAUUCGACUACCAACGUAAAGUGUCCCAGCAAUUGAUAUUUUACCACCAACAGCUGACCACGUUCCGAAUCGUGGUAAACUACCAAAUUGAAGACUUGGUGGAUGAGUCGACCAUUAGCGUGUGUUCCAUUGAAUUAGACAAUGAGGUGCCCACUCCAAAGGAACAAUGGUCAUCGCGUGAACACUUUUUAAACUUCCACUUAAGUCUCAGGCUGCCCCUGAAUCCUGCUGACGAGAUCGAUGGCAGUGAUGAGACAGCUUUUUUAAAAUUUCUCAGCGGCAUUGAUCGGACAAUUGCAAAGGUCAAGCAACAGUUUCACAAUGUUUUAGCCCUUCUAGCACAGAAAAGGGCGAUGCUUUUAAGAGAAGCAAAUCGAACUAUUGUCAGAAAGAUAGUACGAAAAUGCAUCGAGCAGGAACCCGUUGUGCGUCUCGAGAAGAUCAGUUUCCUUAUUGAAAUUGGCAAUAUUGAAGACAUUUCCUUCACGGACAUCCUACGCCCCGAACUGCAUCUCUUCAAUGAAAACAUUCAGUAUCUGCCCAAGGGAAUACCUUUUCUGGAAGCCUUUCUUACCGAUCCCGAGCAGUACCUUAGGAAAUAA
Messenger RNA from Drosophila teissieri, 6078 nucleotides. RefSeq lists its product as uncharacterized. The record is from RefSeq and is a predicted model, not a curated record. NCBI's taxonomy places the organism in Eukaryota, Metazoa, Arthropoda, Insecta, Diptera, Drosophilidae. The coding region runs from base 94 to 6078 and encodes 1994 amino acids. The transcript is spliced from 6 exons.